This is a messenger RNA of Salvia hispanica, 1482 nucleotides long. Lineage: Eukaryota; Viridiplantae; Streptophyta; Magnoliopsida; Lamiales; Lamiaceae. The record is from RefSeq and is a predicted model, not a curated record.
UCAGCUGUUCCAGACUUCCAGUGUUGAAGAGCCCUAGGUUAGGGUUUCGGAACUACCUCUUAAACCAAGGAAGGAGUAGUUGGUGCUCAAAACGUUGUGGAUUUAUCUUUUGCUGGAUUUGAUGUGAAUAUUGCAGAGCUAAAGUUCACGGCUAUUUUCUUCAUAUUCAAUCAAAGGUCUAACAGAAACAUAAACGACAAUGCAAGUCGAAAGUGCUCUUUCGGUGGUUGGUCCAAAGCCAACAGAGUUGUCAACUUUCACACACAGCUUUGGCCCACCUGGUUCAGGACCCAAUGGGAAACAGCGGACAUCAAGCUUAGAAGCGCCUAUAAUGUUACUGGCUGGGCAUCAAAGUGCAGUCUACUCAAUGAAGUUUAAUCCUGCUGGGACUGUCAUUGCAUCUGGUUCACAUGACAGGGAUAUCUUUUUGUGGAAUGUGCACGGUGACUGCAAAAAUUUUAUGGUCUUGAGAGGGCACAAGAAUGCUGUCUUGGAUGUUCAGUGGAAUACUGAUGGUUCGCAGAUAAUAUCAACAAGCCCUGAUAAAACUUUAAGGGCAUGGGAUGUUGAGACUGGGAAACAGAUUAAGAAGAUGGUCGGGCACUUGUUUGUUGUGAACUCGUGUUGCCCUGCUCGGAGGGGCCCUCCUCUUAUCGUCAGCGGAUCGGAUGAUGGAACUGCAAAACUUUGGGAUAUGCGUCAAAGGGGUUCCAUUCAGAGUUUCCCAGACAAAUACCAGAUCACAGCAGUCAGUUUUUCUGAUGCAUCUGAUAAGAUUUACACUGGUGGCAUCGACAAUGAUGUCAAGGUGUGGGAUUUACGAAGAACUGAUCCUGUUAUGAAGCUUCAAGGACAUCAUGAUAUGAUCACUGGUUUGCAGCUGAGUCCAGAUGGGUCUUACCUUCUAACAAACAGCAUGGAUUGCUCCCUUCGAAUAUGGGAUAUGCGGCCAUAUGCCCCCCAGAAUCGCUGCGUGAAGAUUCUUGAAGGUCAUCAACACAAUUUUGAGAAGAACCUGCUGAGGUGUAGCUGGUCACCUGAUGGAAGCAAAGUUACUGCUGGUAGUAGCGACUGCAUGGUCUACGUAUGGGACACUACUUCAAGACGCAUACUGUACAAGCUCCCUGGCCAUACUGGGUCAGUGAAUGAAUGCGUCUUUCAUCCCAAUGAACCGAUAAUCGGGUCUUGCAGCAGCGACAAGCAGAUAUAUCUUGGUGAAAUUUAGUUCUCUUAUCCAACGUCGAUCCUGUAUGGUUGAGAAGUGAAACUCUUAAUUGUAGGAUUACUGUCUGUUUGGUUUCUGUGGUUAUGUGCUUUGUAGAAGAGAUUGAGUUACGCCAUGCCAAAUUUUACGAAUCUCUUUUUAACAUGUAUCAAUUUGCCGAUGAUCAAAAUAACUGUGCCUUACUUCUAUUGAUUCUGAUGUAUCAUCUCGAUGUUAGUUGAACAGUUCUUCAUUUAUUUCAAAUCGUUCAAGUGUAA